AUGAAGGCUACCACUAUCUGCUCCUUCCUCCUGGCCACCGGCACUGCUCUGGCUAUGCCUGCCAAACGAGCCAAGCAAACCAUUACUAUUAGCGAGCUUUUCGCUUCUCAGACUGAUCAGAACGGAUAUGUUACCUUCAAGCUGGACGACCCUAACUACAACGAUGUGACCGGUGCCAAUGUGAUCUGGCGUCGUCCCGGAAACCCUAUCGAAGGCGCUCGUACCAGCGACGCCGCCUACUACGUCCAAUUCCCAGGCGGCGUGAAUGAUAUCUCCGUCUUUAUCUUGCAGCUCCAGCGAGUCAACAGCACUGAAAAAGUCUCGUUCACCCUCAAUGACAAUGGGAGUGGCCAUGCCCCGGGCACCAAGUGGCACUGCAACUCGACGGAGAGCGGCACGCAGACGGUGAAGAAGUGCAACUAUGAUGGUGUCAUCUCCUUAUAA
This is a messenger RNA of Aspergillus oryzae RIB40, 444 nucleotides long. RefSeq lists its product as uncharacterized. The record is from RefSeq and is a predicted model, not a curated record. Lineage: Eukaryota; Fungi; Ascomycota; Eurotiomycetes; Eurotiales; Aspergillaceae. Bases 1 to 444 code for a protein of 147 amino acids. The transcript is spliced from 2 exons.